AUGCUGAGCGUGCCCCUCCUCCUGCUCCCCUUGGCGCUGGCUGCAGCGGGCGGCAGUGCCCGGCCGGGUUCUCCGAUGCCGCGGUGCCAGGCGGGCGGAGAGACACCCCCUCUGCCCGGCCGCAGGAGGAGCCGCUCGGUCUCCAGGACGCGGCACGUGGAGCUGCUGGUGGUGGCGGACGCCAGCCUGUACCGGGCGCUGGGCCCCGACAUCAGCCAGUACCUGCUGGUGCUCUUGGCCGCCGCUGACCGGCUGUACCGGCACCCGUCCCUGGCCAGCGACGUGAGGCUGGCCGUCACCAAGACGCUGGUCCUUCACGGCGACAGCGAGGGGCCCGAGGUCCUGCAGGAGGCACAGCGCACGCUCCACAACUUCUGCCAUUGGCAGCAGCAGAUGCGGGCCAGGCCUGAGUGGUCAACGGUGACGUACGAUGCAGCCGUGCUCCUGACACGACAGAACCUGUGUCUGGAGAAUUAUUGUGAGUCUCUGGGUCUCGCCCACAUUGGAACCGUCUGCCAGCCAGAUCAGAACUGUGCUGUCAUCCAGGAUAUUGGACUGCAAAGUGCCUUCACCAUAGCACACGAAAUUGGACAUCUGCUGGGAAUGCCGCACGACAGUUCCGACAUUUGUGCUCAAAUGGGUGAGAUGCCGAGUGCUAACCAGAUGAUGUCCAACAUGUUGGUCAGGAUCGAUUACUCCGUUCCCUGGUCUCGUUGCAGUAGUCGACUCUCUUUGGGCUUUUUCGAGAGCGGGCGAGCGGACUGCCUGCUGAACAAGCCCCAGGUCUCCCUCUCAGCUUCUGCGCCCCUCGCGGGGAGAAGCUACGAUGCUGACCAGCAGUGUCGCCUGACCUACGGACCGGGUCACCGCUGGAGGCCCGAGAGUGACCCCUGUCGCAUGCUGUGGUGUAUGGCUCGGAGGCAGGGACAGUGGCAUCAUUCCAGCAAGAACCUCCCGGCAGCCGAUGGGACAGACUGUGGAGGAGGGAGGGUCUGUCUGAGCGGAGAGUGUGUCUCCAACUGGCAACAGGCGAAACCCGUUGAUGGGAAUUGGGGUUCGUGGGGUCCUUGGGGUCCUUGUUCACGCUCUUGUGGAGGUGGUGUCCAGUUCUCUCGCCGUUUCUGUGAUAAUCCUGUGCCUGCUGCCUUUGGGAGGUAUUGUCACGGAAGGAGAGAUAUUUUCCAGUCUUGUAACGUGUCUCCCUGUCCGGACAAUGAUGGCAGCUCAUUCCGGAUCGCACCUCCUCCAGGACCUCGACAUCCUCCCAAAGGUGCAGGGCCCAGAAUUGGACGGAAUAUUCUGGUUGUGACUGGAGCUGUGUUUUGGAAAGAUUGA
This is a messenger RNA of Carcharodon carcharias (great white shark), 1335 nucleotides long. Its product is annotated as A disintegrin and metalloproteinase with thrombospondin motifs 5-like. Gene Ontology annotation, molecular function: metalloendopeptidase activity. Gene Ontology annotation, biological process: extracellular matrix organization; proteolysis. The record is from RefSeq and is a predicted model, not a curated record. The transcript is spliced from 6 exons. The coding region runs from base 1 to 1335 and encodes 444 amino acids. Gene Ontology annotation, cellular component: extracellular matrix. Lineage: Eukaryota; Metazoa; Chordata; Chondrichthyes; Lamniformes; Lamnidae.